UUAUCACAAAACUACGAACAAUGUAUAUAAAGGAUCUGUUAAGAGUGGAAAUAGAAGAAAAAUGAAGUCAGAAACAAGUCUAUGUUUCGGCAUUAUAACUUCGAUUUUCUGUUUCGGAGUUCGCAUUGAUGCCACCACUAAAACUGUUCAAGACACAAAUGAUUUCAAUAACGAACAGUUCGAGUUACUUUUAAAACGACUUGAACACGUGGAACGCCGGAAUGACGAAAUGGAAAGGAGAAUGAAAAUAAUGGCUGCAGACUUCCGUGAAAAAGAAAAAACUCUGAAUGAUCGCAUUUCGGAACUAGAAAAACUGAAUAAUCCCAGAAACAUUGAGAAUGACAAUCGCGAGACUAACGAACGCUUUGACAACGCGCUUGAUGAUAGUGACAAUGUAACAGAUGAAACAGGCGGUAGAGAUGCAGUGCAGAAACAAACACGUACAAUUAUAUCAGGUUCAAGACUUGUGCGUUCUGUGAAAUCGGAGGUAGCGUUCUUAGCCACGGUCACCCCACAUGACAUUGGCAAUUUAGGCGUAAACCAAAUCAUUGUUUUUUGAUCACACCUUUACAACACAGGCAACGCCUUC
Messenger RNA from Ruditapes philippinarum (Manila clam), 589 nucleotides. RefSeq lists its product as uncharacterized. Lineage: Eukaryota; Metazoa; Mollusca; Bivalvia; Venerida; Veneridae. The coding region runs from base 62 to 559 and encodes 165 amino acids. The record is from RefSeq and is a predicted model, not a curated record. The transcript is spliced from 2 exons.